This is a messenger RNA of Symbiodinium necroappetens, 1971 nucleotides long. The record is from the annotation of a GenBank genome assembly. NCBI's taxonomy places the organism in Eukaryota, Dinophyceae, Suessiales, Symbiodiniaceae.
CCACCUCCUCAACCCGUUUCCCCUCUGCCUUCUUGGCUGGUUAAAGCAGCUGCAGGUGACUUCGAGGAGUUCGACAUUUUCCUCUCAAAGCUCUCCCCCAACGUUGAGGCGCCCGACUUCAGCCACCUUGGUGGUGCGCGGCCUCAGGCUCCUGCCGAUUCGUUGGUUUGCAAGUCAGGCGGCCGAUUGAAACUUGAAUCAUGGCUGGCUGGAGCUCCUCUUCGGGUUGAUUCGUUUGCUGAGGGCACCGAGCAUGCUGUCGAUGAUUGUUCCUUUCUGGGGUUUCCUAUGAGUCAAGUGUUUUCUCAGCGAGGGCAAGCACCUGACCCCUCGAAGAAGGGCUGCAUCGACUUGUUCUGUGGCUCUGGAGGGAUAGCUCGUGCUCUGGUUCGUCAAGGAGCUCCUUGGGUGAUUGGUUUCGAUGUGAUCAGAAGUCCGUUGCAGGAUUUGGCAAAUCCCAAGUGCCAAGCUGCUGUGAUUUCUCUGGUUGAGUCGGGCGCUGUCAAUGUGGUCGCUAUGGCGCCCCCUGCAGCUACCUUUUCUAGAGCUGUUACGCCAGCCGUGAGGUCUCGAAGAUUUCCAUAUGGUGUUCCGUGGCUGGGCGGUGCAAUGAAGCAAAAGGUUGAGCGUGACAACGCGUUGGCGGCGCUGUGCUUGAAGCUGGUGCGGCUCUGCGAGUCGAAAGGAGUUACUUGGUGGCUGGAGCACCCUGACACGUCGCUGCUGUGGUGCCUUCAGGGUUUCAAGAGAUUCGCUAGCCCCUCAAGUACUUCUGUUUGGAGAUGCGAUCUGUGUUUCUUUGGAACCCCGUGGCGAAAAAGAACGGGUCGCUCUUCUGCGUACAAGCAAGCUUGGACCGCUCUGUCACAACCGUACCCGCGCGGCUUCUGUGACGCUUUAGCUCGCGCUGCUGCUCGGGCGGAAGGCUGGGCUGAUGCAAGCGGGAGGUUGACCCUCUCCAGCUGCGCUCGCUGCGGGCACAUGAGGAUCGGCGAAGCAAAGAACCCAGGUCCUCGACACCGGCUUCAUGCUCGAGAUGGAGAUCUGCUGACAAGGCCUUUGCAGACGCAGACCACCCUAGUGUACGAAUCGAAGCUGUGGGAUGACUUCGUUGGCUGGUGCUCUUCGGUCGUGUCUGACCCUCAGUCUUGCUUCUCUCUCUUCCCUCUCUUUGCCGCCAUGGCCCUCCGCGCUUACGGUGACUGGUGCUUCACAACUGGGCGCACGCUUAGCAGUUUUCGGCACUGUGUGAUCGCUGUCCAGCGGAGAGUGCUUGGGUCAAAGCCUUACCUAAGCCUGGCCUGGGAAAUGGUCUCCAGAUGGGAAGCUUUGGAACCGCCGGCACACAGAUGCCCUUUGCCGGAGCCAAUGCUGAAGGCUAUGUGUGCACUUGCGUGUUUCUGGGUUAUGCGCCGGUGGGCAGGUGUGACUCUUUUGGCAUUUUAUGGCCUCGCCAGGAUCGGUGAGGUGCUUCGUUGCCGAAGAUCUGACCUUCUGCUCCCAGAGGAUCUUUUAGACGAUGCACAUGGUGCUUUGUACCUGUGUUUUAAGAGCUCAAAGACGGCAACCAGAGGACGACCCAAGGUUCAGCACACCAAGGUUUCAGACGUCCGUGCAGUGAGCUGGAUUUCGGCAAUUUUUGGAGGCUUGGCCCCGGAUGAUUUGCUUUGGCCAUCUUCCCCAGCUGCAUAUCGGCACCGCUGGAAUGUGCUACUCAAGCAUUUGGACGUGCCCCUAGGCUUGCGCUUGAUGCCAGGUGGACUGCGAGGCGGCGGGGCAGUGCAUCUGUACCGCAGCGGGCAUCCACUCACUGAGCUGCAAUGGUCUAUGCGCUUGAAACACCUGGGGACGCUCGAACAUUAUCUGCAGGAGGUAGCUGCAGUGACAGCCCUCACAGACAUAUCUCCACAUGGCCGCUCACUGAUCCGUACUGCGGCUCAGCUCUUCGAUGCUUUGGGCGAGCCGCCCUGA